This is a messenger RNA of Saccharomyces cerevisiae S288C, 1830 nucleotides long. It is a transcript of the gene ITR2, whose product is annotated as myo-inositol transporter ITR2. Gene Ontology annotation, biological process: transmembrane transport; polyol transmembrane transport; myo-inositol transport. The record is from RefSeq and is marked reviewed. Gene Ontology annotation, molecular function: transmembrane transporter activity. The transcript has a single exon. NCBI's taxonomy places the organism in Eukaryota, Fungi, Ascomycota, Saccharomycetes, Saccharomycetales, Saccharomycetaceae. The coding region runs from base 1 to 1830 and encodes 609 amino acids. Gene Ontology annotation, cellular component: membrane; plasma membrane.
AUGAAGAAUUCGACAGCUGCUAGUUCCAGAUGGACGAAGAGUCGUCUCUCCCAUUUCUUUCCCUCGUACACUAAUAGCAGUGGUAUGGGGGCCGCCUCAACUGAUCAAUCUUCUACGCAGGGAGAAGAACUGCACCAUAGGAAGCACUGUGAAGAAGACAAUGAUGGUCAAAAACCGAAAAAGUCUCCCGUAUCCACCUCUACAAUGCAAAUAAAAUCUAGACAGGAUGAGGACGAGGAUGACGGUCGAAUUGUCAUUAAACCAGUUAACGAUGAAGAUGAUACAUCAGUGAUUAUAACUUUCAAUCAGUCAAUAUCCCCUUUUAUUAUUACAUUGACAUUCGUUGCGUCCAUUUCUGGGUUCAUGUUUGGUUAUGAUACUGGUUACAUAUCGAGUGCGCUAAUUUCUAUCAAUAGAGAUUUAGACAACAAAGUUUUAACUUAUGGAGAAAAAGAAUUAAUUACGGCCGCCACAUCAUUGGGCGCUUUGAUUACAAGUGUGGGCGCUGGUACUGCUGCUGAUGUGUUUGGAAGAAGACCAUGUUUAAUGUUCUCCAAUCUGAUGUUUUUGAUCGGAGCAAUUUUACAAAUUACCGCGCACAAGUUUUGGCAAAUGGCGGCCGGUAGACUGAUUAUGGGUUUCGGUGUCGGUAUUGGUUCUUUGAUUUCUCCUCUUUUUAUUAGUGAAAUUGCUCCUAAGAUGAUCAGGGGUAGGUUAACCGUUAUAAAUUCCCUAUGGCUGACAGGUGGUCAAUUGAUUGCUUACGGUUGUGGUGCGGGCCUGAACCACGUCAAAAACGGUUGGAGAAUCUUAGUUGGUUUGUCCUUGAUACCUACUGUUUUGCAGUUUUCUUUUUUCUGUUUUUUGCCGGAUACACCAAGAUACUACGUAAUGAAAGGCGAUUUAAAGAGAGCAAAAAUGGUUCUCAAACGAAGUUACGUAAACACUGAAGAUGAAAUAAUUGAUCAAAAAGUUGAAGAAUUAUCUAGCUUAAAUCAAUCGAUACCAGGAAAAAAUCCAAUAACAAAAUUCUGGAAUAUGGUCAAGGAAUUGCACACUGUGCCUUCAAAUUUCAGAGCUUUGAUUAUUGGUUGUGGUCUACAAGCCAUUCAACAAUUCACAGGUUGGAAUUCCUUAAUGUAUUUCUCCGGUACAAUAUUUGAAACUGUUGGAUUCAAAAAUUCUUCUGCCGUUUCUAUUAUUGUCUCAGGUACUAAUUUUGUGUUCACAUUAAUAGCAUUUUUCUGUAUUGAUAAAAUCGGCCGUAGGUACAUUUUACUGAUUGGACUACCUGGUAUGACUGUGGCGCUGGUUAUAUGUGCUAUAGCGUUCCAUUUCCUAGGUAUUAAGUUUAACGGUGCUGAUGCAGUAGUGGCAUCUGAUGGAUUUUCAUCUUGGGGCAUUGUCAUUAUCGUAUUUAUUAUUGUGUAUGCAGCCUUUUAUGCCCUCGGUAUCGGCACUGUUCCAUGGCAACAAUCGGAAUUAUUUCCACAAAACGUCAGAGGUGUAGGGACAUCCUACGCUACUGCCACCAAUUGGGCAGGUUCUUUAGUCAUUGCGUCUACGUUCUUGACUAUGUUACAAAAUAUUACACCAACGGGUACAUUUUCAUUCUUUGCCGGUGUAGCAUGUUUAUCAACCAUUUUUUGUUACUUUUGUUAUCCAGAACUAUCAGGAUUGGAGUUAGAGGAAGUUCAAACAAUUUUAAAGGACGGAUUCAAUAUCAAAGCCUCUAAAGCUCUAGCUAAAAAGAGGAAACAACAGGUGGCCGAAGGUGCUGCCCAUCAUAAACUCAAAUUCGAACCUACACAGGAAAUUGUAGAAAGUUAG